Theobroma cacao (cacao) is the source of this 1678-nucleotide messenger RNA. The record is from RefSeq and is a predicted model, not a curated record. Lineage: Eukaryota; Viridiplantae; Streptophyta; Magnoliopsida; Malvales; Malvaceae.
UGCACAGACGGCUGCCCCGUUUCCACGCUUUCCACUAUUUCCAGAUGCUAUCUCUCUCUCAAGGCGACGCUUCAGAACUCUCUCUCAGAUCUCCUCUUUAAUUUUAUUCAUUUCCAGAAAUUUUAGGCUGCCUUUGAAAAUUACUCAUAAUGGUUGAUAGCAAUGCAUCUUCUGGUUCACCUGAGGAUACCCCAAAUCCUAAUCCUGAUGGAAAUGCACCUUCCGAGAGCGACCUUGCACUUGAUGCACUAGCUCAAAAGGUUCAAGAGUCACUUGGCCUUGAGAGGAGACACAAGUUUUGGGAAUCCCAGCCUGUUGGGCAGUUCAAAGACUUGGGAGAUUCCAGUUUGCCUGAAGGCCCUAUUGAAGCUCCAACACCUUUAUCUGAAGUCAAGCAGGAACCAUACAAUCUUCCAAAUAUGUAUGAGUGGGUCACUUGUGAUAUUGACUCUGACGAGAUGUGCACCGAGGUCUACAAACUUCUGGCAAAUAACUAUGUUGAAGAUGAUGAGAACAUGUUCAGAUUUAAUUAUUCAAAGGAGUUUCUGCACUGGGCUGUUCGGCCCCCUGGUUAUUUCAAGAGCUGGCACAUUGGUGUCCGUGUCAAAAGUUCAAAGAAGUUAGUUGCUUUCAUUACAGGUGUCCCAGCAAGAAUCCGGGUCCGUGAUGACGUUGUUAACAUGGCAGAGGUCAAUUUUCUAUGUGUUCAUAAAAAGCUCAGAUCAAAUAGGCUUGCUCCUGUCAUGAUUAAAGAGGUGACAAGGAGAGUUCACUUGGAGAAUAUCUGGCAAGCAGCGUAUACUGCUGGAAUUGUUAUUCCAACACCAAUAACUUCUUGCCAGUAUUGGCAUAGAUCUUUGAAUCCAAAGAAGCUGAUUGAAGUUGGGUUUUCUAGACUUGGUGCAAGGAUGACUAUGAGCCGGACAAUUAAGCUUUACAAGUUACCUGAAUCGACAGUCACACCAGGGUUCAGGAAAAUGGAGCUUCGUGAUGUUCCUGCAGUUACAGGACUACUCAGGAAUUAUCUGAGCCAGUUUGUGGUUGCACCUGAUUUCAGUGAACAUGAUGUGGAGCAUUGGCUUCUUCCUACUGAGGGUGUUGUGGAUAGUUAUAUUGUUGAAAGCUCCGAGACCCAUGAGAUUACUGAUUUCUGCAGUUUCUACACACUUCCUUCAUUGAUCCUUGGAAACCAGAAUCAUUCAACUCUGAAGGCAGCAUAUUCAUAUUAUAACAUUUCUACAAAGACCCCUCUGCUUCAACUGAUGAAUGAUGCUCUUAUUGUGGCAAAACAAAAAGACUUUGAUGUUUUCAAUGCAUUGGAUGUCAUGCAUAAUGAAUCUUUCUUGAAGGAACUGAAAUUUGGGCCAGGCGAUGGAAGUCUUCACUAUUAUCUUUACAAUUAUAGGAUAAGGAAUACACUGAAACCAUCAGAGCUUGGUCUUGUACUCCAUUAGGCUUGUUUUUCUCCUACAAGUUAAAUGGAAAUUUUGCUGUUGAUUGGUUGUAAGGUUGAAUCAUGGCAACCCUUUGUUAGUCUUUAGACCUCCUCUUACCAUUUAAAACAAACAGAUGUUUGUGAAUUUUCUUUUGCAUAGAGGAUUUACAGGCAUGGAUCCUUAAAGCCUCAAACUCUUGGAACAAAUUUGCUGUAUAUUUAAAUAUUUUGGUCGUUUUUUCA